CCCCUUUCUGUUAGAAAACCCUAAUUUUAUUUUCAUCUUUUGGUUUGCAGAUACGCCAAUUUUUUGUUAAUCAUUCUCAGAUCACCAUGGCCAAAAGCUCCUUCAAAUUGGAACACCCGCUUGAGAGGCGACAGGCUGAAGCUGCUCGUAUCAGGGAGAAGUACCCUGAUAGAAUACCGGUGAUUGUUGAGAAAGCUGAAAGAAGUGACAUCCCUGACAUUGACAAGAAAAAGUAUUUGGUUCCCGCGGAUCUGACUGUUGGCCAAUUUGUGUAUGUUGUUCGCAAGAGGAUUAAGCUCAGCGCUGAGAAGGCUAUUUUUAUCUUUGUGAAGAAUAUCCUCCCCCUACAGGUGAGAAGAACACUUCUAUAGUAUCUGUUGUUCCUUUGCUUUGAACAGUUCCUUUUUUAAUUGUUCUUCCACAUUGUUACAGCUGCCAUGAUGUCUGCCAUUUAUGAGGAACAUAAGGAUGAGGAUGGCUUCCUGUACAUGACCUACAGUGGCGAGAAUACCUUCGGAUCCUUUUGAAGUUUCAAGCAGAGACCUUAUUACUGUGUAAAUAAGUCUUAAGAAAACUUGUAAAUACUUACGUUAGCCUACUCUUCUGAAUUAUCUUUCUACCUAGAUGCUGUCUUGGGUUGACAUUGACUGGUUUAAGUAG
Molecule: messenger RNA, 660 nt
Organism: Solanum verrucosum
Lineage: Eukaryota; Viridiplantae; Streptophyta; Magnoliopsida; Solanales; Solanaceae
Product: autophagy-related protein 8C-like
Exons: 4
Coding region: 87-371 (94 amino acids)
Biological process (GO): cellular response to nitrogen starvation
Source: RefSeq, a predicted model, not a curated record